Messenger RNA from Papilio machaon (common yellow swallowtail), 1637 nucleotides. Its product is annotated as putative fatty acyl-CoA reductase CG5065. Gene Ontology annotation, molecular function: alcohol-forming very long-chain fatty acyl-CoA reductase (NADP+) activity. The record is from RefSeq and is a predicted model, not a curated record. The transcript is spliced from 7 exons. Gene Ontology annotation, cellular component: peroxisome. Gene Ontology annotation, biological process: long-chain fatty-acyl-CoA metabolic process. Lineage: Eukaryota; Metazoa; Arthropoda; Insecta; Lepidoptera; Papilionidae.
AUGGCGUCUUCGGUAAGAGAAUUUUACAAAGAGAAAAAUGUGCUGCUCACUGGCGGUACGGGUUUCAUGGGGAAAGUACUCAUUGAGAAACUUUUGUAUUCAAUACCUGAUAUCGGUAAUAUCUAUGUUUUGAUGAGACCUAAACGUGGAAAGUCUGUUAAACAGCGUUUGGACGAGAUGUUACGUUUACAAUUAUACGACAGAAUCAGAAAUGAACGACCAGGUGUUCUUAAAAAGGUUAAGGCCUUACAAGGUGAUGUUCUGUUCGAUAACUUUGGAUUAUCUGACUCCGAUAUUGAGAACUUGUCAAAAGAGAUAUCUAUACUGUUCCAUUUCGCGGCAACAUUGAAGCUGGAAGCACCUCUGAAGGACAACGUAGACAUGAACACAUGCGGAACUCUGCGGACCGUGAACAUUGCUAAAAGACUUAAGAAUCUUUUAGCCUUCAUCCACCUUUCGACUGCAUUUUGCUAUCCGGAUUACGAAAUUUUAGAUGAGUAGAUGCAUGCACCUCCGGUGAAACCCGAAGAUGUCAUGAGUCUGGUUCAAUGGAUGGACGACAAACAGCUGGCCCUAAUCACACCGUCGCUAUUGGGCCCCCAUCCAAAUUGUUACACUUUCUCCAAGCGACUCGCCGAGAACAUUAUCGAGCAAGCCUUCGAUGAUCUUCCGGCUACUAUAGUGCGGCCGAGUAUAGUGUGCCCGGCGUAUUCAGAGCCCUUACCUGGCUGGGUGGACAGUCUCAAUGGUCCAGUGGGUUUGAUGUUGGGUGCUGGCAAAGGAGUUAUCCGUAGCAUGCUCUGCGAUGGCAGCCUUACUGCACAAGUCAUACCAGUUGAUACCGCUAUCAAUGCUAUCAUCGCCAUUGGAAUGUUGGAAGGAACAAGGACUGAGAAACCUUUAGUUAUUCCUAUUUACAACGCGAAUAUAGGCCAUCAAAAACCUACCACGUGGGGCGAAGUCUUGCAGAUCGGUAAGGACUAUGGACGAAAAUAUCCGUUGGCUUGGCCGCUUUGGUAUCCCAACGGAGACAUUACAACCAACGAAACAUUGCAUUAUUUCCGUCGUAUAUUUUAUCAUUUGGUACCAGCAUAUACUAUCGAUUUUCUACUGAUGCUACUUGGACAAAAACGUUUCAUGGUAAGGAUACAGAAUCGUAUCAGCCAGGGACUUGAAGUUCUGCAAUACUUCACUAUGAGACCCUGGGUAUUUCCUUGCCCGAACUUUGAUAAUAUACAAGAAAAGUUGGAAGGAGAAGAACGUAAGAUCUUCAACAUAGAUCUCACUGCUGUGGAUCGUGUGAAGUAUCUCGAAGACUGCGUAGAAGGUGGUCGAAUCUUUUGCUUCAAGGAAGAUCCAACGAAAAUACCAUACAAUAGAACGUACCAUAACUUCCUAUACUUUCUCGAUUGGAUUGUGAAGAUAUUGUUUUGGCUGUUCAUUCUAUCACUCUUAGCUGCAUGGUUCGAGCCCGUAAGGGACUUGUUUUCGAUCGGUGAACCAGUCGUAAAACACCUACCAUUUUUAGGUCGGGCUGUCUUCGAUAAAAGAAUGUAAACGAGUUAUCAAAACAAAAAACAUAUCUUGAAAAAACAUAUUAUGAAAGCAAAGCAAUCAAUAGAUAAGUAGUGGUAAAU